AUGCCGGGCGAAACCUUGACGCCUCGGCAUCUAUACGGAGACCCGUACAUAACAACUACCAGGCUGCCUAUCGAAAAGAGUACAUCGUCCAGCUCUUCGCAAAAUUGGAGCUUGUAUGAAAGUUUUAGAAAGACAUCACGCUGCUCGCAUCUAGCUCGUUGCGACGAAGAAUAUAUCGAUCUAAUUGAUGAGACGUCACGCAAACCGUUACAAGACGUUAAGGAGGACGCCAAGAAACUCUUGCGACAGCUACUCUCAUCACUGCCAAGUCAGAAGUGCGACAGCAAGGCCCAUCACGGUUGUCAUCAAUACAUCAGCCCCAACUUCAUCCCUACCAGUCUCAGGAACAAAAGACGAGCAAGAGGCGGCUUACUUUGGAGGGACACGCCACAUAGUCCACCGUUAGGGACUCAUGUCGUUCUUGUCAAUAAUACUCACAUGUCGCAGCCAGAAUCAGAAUUCCAGAUCGUUCAAAGGCAACGGGGAGACACUCAAACAAGUCGAAGUAGCUCCAAUGAAUCUUUAAGGCCAGCUUUACGAAGGCAUGCUCAUCACCGGAGCUCCACAGAGCCGGCACAUUCCAAAACAGUGCGCUUCAACCCUGAUUUGGAACAUGUGCGCCGCUUUUACCAAACGGAUUCUUCUCUCGCUAUCAGUACGGACCCGACGCUUAUUAGCGAUCAUAGCGAGGACAGAUUUAUCAUAUCAAGUAUGACGAGCGGCGCGCCGGACGAACAUCCUCGUAUUAGGAGGAGUAACUCACUCUCAGCUUUCCGCGAGAUGCUAUAA
This is a messenger RNA of Fusarium redolens, 789 nucleotides long. RefSeq lists its product as uncharacterized. The transcript has a single exon. The record is from RefSeq and is a predicted model, not a curated record. The coding region runs from base 1 to 789 and encodes 262 amino acids. NCBI's taxonomy places the organism in Eukaryota, Fungi, Ascomycota, Sordariomycetes, Hypocreales, Nectriaceae.